Molecule: messenger RNA, 1236 nt
Organism: Rubroshorea leprosula
Lineage: Eukaryota; Viridiplantae; Streptophyta; Magnoliopsida; Malvales; Dipterocarpaceae
Source: the annotation of a GenBank genome assembly
ACUUUCCUUCUGUUUUGAUUUCCUUCAACUAAUUUUAAUUCCUUUCGAACUUGCUUGAUUUCUUUCCCUCCAUUUUGAUUAACGUUUAGGGUGAUUUGGGCAUGUCAUCUUCGUCAGGAUCUACGGUGAGUUUUCUGCCAAACUUGGCGACAUCAUCGCUAGUCAUCUGUUCGUCUUCCUCCUCUGCAAUGUCAUCACUGCUACUCUCCUCGCCAAGUCUGACAGAUUGUCCGUAGAGAAUCUCGAAGCCAACAAUGCCAAGGAUGAACUCUACGAGGAAGUCCUCAGAAACACUGAAAAUCGCCAACUGCCAUCUUCAGAAGAUGCUGCGGAACUCUCGAUAGAAAAGAUUGUUUACCAGGACAAGGAGAUCAUCUCUCAAGUGAACGCGAUUGAUUUGGAAACGCAGUGCAAUUUGGCGUCGAAUCUUGAUUUUGAUUCGGAUUUGGACAUGGAUAAUCUGAACUCUUACUGAAGGAGCAAGUCGAAGAAGUUCGUUAGAGCGAGUGUGGAGAAAGGAAAAAGGGAACUACGAAAAUUGGGCUGUUCCAAAUUGCUUUUUGAAGAAAAAAAAAGAUGAAUGAGAGGAGGAUUGUGAUUAAUUGUUUUUCACGUGAAGGUCAACUUGCAAAAUUGGAGUUAAUUGGACCAAAGGCAUUUCAGCUGCUUAAGAAAACAUUUCAUCCUGCUAAUAGCUAUUUAGAGGAUUCUUGGCAAUUGCAAAAAUGUUCAGUUGCAAAGGGUGAUAAUGAUUAUGAAGUAAAGAGCUUCUCUGUACCUGAAAAUGAGAAAGAUGUCCAGUCUUGUGCAGUUUUGUCUUUUACUGUCAAGGAUCCUCGUUCCUUUUUGGAUAAAAUAACUGGGGGUGUUCCUGGGCCAGCUUCAACCAGUGAAAUACGGGUAGUUGAAUCCAAAAGACAUGCACCAACGGCGGAUGGAGAGGCACCAAUAGCGGAUGGACAUGUUCUGCCUUGCAGGAGAAUUUGUAGGGGAGUUUAGCACAUACUGUCUCUUCCUUGUUAAGAGAAAGCCUCUUGGCUUUUGUGAUUGCAAUGAUAGUUGCAUUUGUAAUGAAGGAUUAGGUUCACUGAAUACAGUGUCAUUUGUUCCUAGGCAGGUUAAGGGUAGGAGAGGAUUUUGUAGGAUGUGUAUGAUUCUAUAGUAUCGAAACUUUGCCAAAACCUGGCACUCCAUGUAUUUUAGCAUUUGGUCAUGAUAUAAAAAUGCAAUAUUUUG